GUGGCAAGGAUGGCUUAGCUCCGGAUGGCUUCGGCUCGGGCUUCCAGCCUCAGGGGAAUGGAGGAUUUGGUGGAGGGCCCGAAGGAGGGUUUGGCUACGGCUCCCAGGGCGGAUUCCCACAAGCCUACCCGCCGGCCAACUACGUGCCUGGGGAUAUGUCGUAUGGGGGAGGCUUUGGGGCACCCCCACCCCCACCGCAAGGAGCUGGCUAUGGUGGCUAUCCUGGGGGCUAUGACAUGUACCAGCAAGGCUUUCAGCAACCUCCCCCCGUUGCGAACUACGGUGGGAGCUUCAGCAGUUUCGAUGCAGGUCGAGGUCGAGACCUCGAUGGAAGAGACCGGGACAGCGGCCGCGACGGGGGCCGUGGCUAUGAUGGUGGCAGGAGUGACAGAGGAGCCGAUCGAGGCUCCGACAGAGGUGACCGUGGAAGGAGAGAUUAUGAUAGACCGGUUGGUGAUAGAGGUGCCAGGGACUACGAUCGAGGAGGCCGAGACUACGACCGAGGUGACAGAGGUGAUCGAGGCCGUGGCUUCGACGACAGGGCAGCCGACAGAAGAGGAGACAGCGGGAAGGGCUACGACUUUGGGAAGGGUGGGUAUGGCCGUGGCAUGCCGCUCCCCGAGCCCGUCGAGCUCCAGCUGAAGAACCUGCCUCUUGAUGCCACGGAGCCGGCGCUCCGGAGCCUCUUCGGGCAAAAG
Messenger RNA from Symbiodinium necroappetens, 698 nucleotides. Lineage: Eukaryota; Dinophyceae; Suessiales; Symbiodiniaceae. The record is from the annotation of a GenBank genome assembly.